AUGGGAAAAAUCAAACCUCAGGCAUUGUUACAGCAAAGCAAGAAGAAGAAGGGCCCGGCUCGAAUUAGUCUCUCUAGCAUUAUUGCUUGCAAUUUUGUGGUCAUUGUCAUUGGAUUAUCUUUAUAUGCUGCUUACAAACAUUGGUACAGAAGGUUAGUGUCUUUUGUUGCCAUAUCUUUUGUUUUGUGUUGGCAGAUAAUAACUUAUGGUCAUUUCCAUGGGAUGAAUUGGGAGAUAAGCCUCGUGUGGUGUCCGGCCUAA
Spirodela intermedia is the source of this 261-nucleotide messenger RNA. The record is from the annotation of a GenBank genome assembly. Lineage: Eukaryota; Viridiplantae; Streptophyta; Magnoliopsida; Alismatales; Araceae.